Molecule: messenger RNA, 2009 nt
Organism: Emericellopsis atlantica
Lineage: Eukaryota; Fungi; Ascomycota; Sordariomycetes; Hypocreales; Bionectriaceae
Product: NADH dehydrogenase
Exons: 4
Coding region: 122-1846 (574 amino acids)
Biological process (GO): DNA-templated transcription; regulation of DNA-templated transcription
Cellular component (GO): nucleus
Molecular function (GO): DNA-binding transcription factor activity, RNA polymerase II-specific; zinc ion binding; DNA binding
Source: RefSeq, a predicted model, not a curated record
GACUCAUGUGCGGCUUUGCUCCUCUGAAAUCCGCUCGCUCAGUGUCUUCCAUCAAUCUCACUGAUCAUCAAUAGAUUAUCGUACCGUUACACUGGCAGUCCACUGGACGGAUCCUUGGACCAUGAGACCCGCAACUGCUUGCUACACUUGCCGGCUAGGAAAGCGACGAUGUCGUCCGUCCAAGACCGACCCCAAAUCAUCAUGUCUCCGCUGCGAGAGGAUGAAAAUAUCGUGCAGCCUGGGCAAGUCGAAGCCUACAGGUAGCGCGAUACCGCCCCCUCACACCCAGACCCAGAGCCAAACGCAGCUUCAAGCGCGGCCACCGGUCCAGUCACCAGGCGCACAGCAUCAUGUCUCACCCAUGGCCCGCCCGCUCAGUGAUGGGACCAUUUCAGCGCCUGAAGACAUGAGCAGCAAUGCCUCCUACUGCUCUCUGAACCAGCCCAACCGGGCCGCCAUUCUGGAGUUGGACCCUGUUUGGAAGCAGGAGAUGGUCUCUCACUACUUUGAUGUGGUUCACGACACACACCAUAGCCUGUUUCACCGUCCAACAUUCGAGCGAGACUUGCGAAAUAAUCAGAUACCCGAUGUGAUCUUGUACUCGGUCCUCUCUUUGGGCAUCAGAUUCGCCUCCUCGCCUCAACGGCGCGAUCAUCACUUUGCCGAGCUAGCCUACCGAGCCCUCGACAUGCGAGACUUGUCCAUCGUCACCAUCCAAGGCUGCCUAUUACUAGGGACCAUGUGCUUUGUCGACAACAAAGCUGCGACCGAAACCUUGUACGUUGCCACAGCUAUCCGUCUUGGCCUCAUUUUGGACCUUCCACAACGAAAGUGCCAGACAGAGCUGGAACGUCAGAUAAAUUUGCGCGUCUACUGGACACUCUACAUGACUGACCUGUGGGUCUCUGCUGGACUCAAACUCUCGAGACAAAUUCUGUUUCGAGACGACGUCGAGCUGCCUUCGGAGGAAUCUGUUUUCCUUGGCCUCCCUCCAACGGAACCUGUGCGUACAGCCAGAGGAGAGCUAACGCGGAGUAUUUGGGGAGAGAUGGCCAAGCUCGCCCGGAUAUGGUCUGAUGUCCAGGACCUCAACAACAUGGCAGUAGAGGGUGAUCUCGAGCCCAUGGCACUGGCCGCCGAGAUUGACGCAAUAGCUGCGCGUCUCGACGGUUGGCAGCAGCAACUACCAUCCUACAUCCAGGAAUCGGAGCAAAAUUUGGAUCGGGCCAACGCCAUGGGCAUCAAUGUGGGCAAUUCAUUCGCCGCAUUACAUCUGGGGUUCCACUACUACUACGAAGUGUUGUGCUACCGCUUCAUGGCAGAGAGCUUUCGGCAUCCCACGCCGCAGACGAGAGCGUACGCGGAGAAAUGUGCCCACCACGCGGAGGCAUUUUGCGAUCUGCUCUAUCUCUGCGAAGACAAGGACAACCGCUGCUCAUACGCCAUGGUCGGCCACAUGCUGGUCGUCACGUCGACUGUCUACAUGCACCGUCUUCUUUGCAGCAGCAGCGAAAAUGGGCUUGCCGAGGAACAAGCCCCUGAGAUACGCAAACGGCUCGCGCACAAUUUCGAGAUCCUGACCGAGCUGCAGCUCCAUUGGGUCAGUUUGGAUGCAUGCUUGUCACGACUCAAGGUCUUCCACAACGCGUGCCUCUUCUCCAUCGAGCACUCAUUCAACAUGGACCGGUGGAUGCUGCGGUUCAUCCUUGAGCAUGGGAGCCAGAUGCCCGAGAAGUUCAUCUUUCAGCCGGAAGACGCUCAGGAGACGUGGAUCGGCGGGGCCGAGUCGGCGGUCGGCGCUUCUGCGAGGAGUCUGCAAGACUGGUACAUACAGGCGCUAUCAUGAAAGGCAUCUCGUAUAAUGCCGUCGGUUGAUUUUGUCCAACGGCAAUAUAUAUCCAUUUCGAAUACAGGAGGCUUGCCAGCCAACGAGUUCCGAUUCAAGCGAGACCCUGCCAGAUCCCCAAUUAUGCAGCUAAGCGCGUGCUUGGAUCUCGCCUGCUGCGGUU